UGUUCUUCAAAGAAUCUGUUCACAGAACUGAGCCGAAAGGAGGAGAGAAGAUCUGAGAGCCGGGUUUCUUGGAAAGGGAAGUCCAGAAGCCCACAAGAGGCCCUGCAUGGUCCAGCUUCUGUGUAAGACUUGGCUGCAGUAAGGUAGAGAAAAAGAGCUUGAAAUAAGCAAGUUUUCCAGGAAGUAUACAGAGUUUCCUGCAUCUUCCCUCUCCUGUCUCCUGUAGGAAAGCUGUGUGGGGAAUCCAAACCGUUUGAAAGAUGUCAGCCAAGCAGACAGAGCCAGUCACUGUCAUUAGCCUUCGGGAGCUGAACCUAGGGACCUCAGAGCCACAGUCGAGAGAGUCAAAGACGUUCACUGUGGAAGAAGCAGUGGAGACCAUCGGAUUCGGACGCUUCCACAUUGCCCUGUUUCUGAUCAUGGGCAGCACGGGGGUUGCCGAGGCCAUGGAGAUCAUGUUAAUAGCGGUUGUGUCUCCUGUCAUCCGCUGUGAAUGGCAGCUGGAGAACUGGCAGGUGGCAUUAGUGACCACGAUGGUGUUUUUUGGCUACAUGGUAUUCAGCAUCCUCUUUGGCCUCUUGGCUGACAGAUACGGCCGCUGGAAGAUUUUGUUCAUCUCGUUCCUGUGGGGAGCUUACUUCUCCUUGCUGACUUCAUUCUCUCCAUCGUACAUCUGGUUUGUCUUUCUGCGGACCAUGGUGGGCUGUGGCGUGUCUGGCCAUUCACAAGGGCUAAUCAUAAAGACUGAAUUCUUGCCUACAAAAUAUCGAGGCUACAUGCUCCCCUUGUCUCAGGUUUUCUGGUUGGCCGGCUCCCUGCUCAUCAUUGGCCUGGCCUCUGUGGUCGUCCCCACCAUCGGGUGGCGCUGGCUUAUCCGCAUUGCCUCCAUCCCUGGCAUCAUCCUCAUCAUGGCCUUCAAGUUUAUUCCUGAGUCUGCUCGGUUCAAUGUCUCCACUGGGAACACUCCGGCUGCCCUGGCUACGCUGGAACGCAUUGCCAAGAUGAACCGCUCAGUCAUGCCAGAGGGGAAGCUGGUGGAGCCCAUCCUGGAAAAGAGAGGAAGAUUUGCAGACCUGUUAGAUGCUAAAUAUUUACGGACCACGUUACAGAUCUGGGUCAUAUGGCUGGGCAUCUCUUUCGCCUACUAUGGGGUCAUCCUGGCCAGUGCCGAGCUGCUGGAGCGGGACCUAGUCUGUGGCUCGCGGUCCGAGUCCGAGGUGGCCGUGACUGUGGGGGUCUUGGAGGAGAGCCAGAGCCCCUGUUACUGCCACAUGUUCGCCCCCUCCGACUACAGGACCAUGAUUAUCAGCACCAUUGGCGAAAUUGCUCUGAAUCCUUUAAACAUCCUGGGCAUUAAUUUCCUGGGGAGACGGCUGAGCCUUUCUAUUACCAUGGGAUGUACAGCUUUAUUCUUCCUGCUCCUCAAUAUUUGCACCUCAAGUGCCGGCCUCAUCGGCUUCCUCUUCAUGCUGAGGGCUCUGGUGGCAGCCAACUUCAACACCAUCUACAUUUACACCGCUGAGGUCUACCCCACGAUGAUGCGUGCUUUGGGGAUGGGGACCAGCGGCUCCCUGUGUCGCAUUGGAGCAAUGGUGGCACCAUUUAUAUCCCAGGUUCUUAUGAGUGCAUCGUUCCUGGGGGCCCUCUGUCUCUUCUCGUCUGUCUGUGUGGUAUGUGCCAUUUCUGCAUUUACUCUCCCCAUUGAGACUAAAGGACGGGCCCUACAGCAAAUUAAAUGAAGAUCUGCAAAUCUAUGUCUACCAAAGAAGAGAAACGUAUUUUUAUCUUCACAAAGAGCUGUGGCACAUUUAAAAACACCUGGUUUAAUUUUGGUAUACUACUUGGUAGUUAAGAAAUUGAUCAUGUAUUUUUGAAAAACAACAUGAGCAUGAAAUAAGUUAGCUGUAUAUAUAGUCUCUUAGGGAAGAGAUCAAUAGAGAAGUUUCAUAAAAUAUACAUUAAGGUUGGUGAGGGAUAUCUAGGAGAGAUGGGGAGGGAGAAGCUGGCUUUCAUUGCUUGGCAUCAAGUCUGUUCAUGUUUCUAUGAAUAUGUAAUAAGUAUCAGACAAAACCUAUACUUGAUAUUCUCCCAUGAGGUAUACAGCAAAAGCUGUACUGAAAUUUUGUAGCUAGGACAUGAGUUUGAGGUGGUAUCAUUAAGCCUUUCAAAACAAAUAGAAGUCAUCAAAUUCACAAUUAAAAUUAGCAUACUUAAAUUGUGACCUCCAUACUUUAUAAUGAAAAUUACUUAUUCAUAAAAGAAUGUGCUUAAAUUCAUUGCAGUCUUGUGUAUAUAAUAACCAAGUAGCUGGGAAUAAACUUUUCCCCAGACAUUCUAUUUUGACUCUAAUUUCAUUAGAGUAUAGCAAGCUUUUCUACAUGAUGUAAUUAUAUAUCUUUGGAGAACAACCACUUGCAUGCAUAUCAUACCUGUGCACAUAGGUAUGCUGUGGAAGAAAAACACCCAUGUUUUUACAUUUAGUCUUUUGUUGCUCUUUGGAUUUAUGGUAGACGACUUAAAAGUGAAAUCCAUACCCAAUGACUUAAAUCCCCUACUCCUUCCAACCCCAUUUUGCAAUGGAAAAAAAAAAAGAAUUUGUUGCUACAAUGAUGAAGUGUCCCUGGACUAGCGAACUACGUGUAUGCAAAUCAUUCCUAUUUGAACUAUAGGCACAAAUGGCUUGAAGUCAGGAAACUGACUAUAAAGGGCCAGAGAGUAAACAUUUCAGACUUUGAGCUACAUAUGGUCUCUGUCAACAGCCCUCGCCAGCCUUUAAAAAUGUUAACAUUAUUAGCUCUCAGGCUGUAUAAAAGGAGGCCAUAGGCUGAAUUUGGCUAACAGGCCAUAGUGGUUUUUCUGAAGUAAGUUUGAAAGCUCAAGAUGGAGCCACUUCUGCCCAGGUGCCAUGUCAGCAAACCAAAACUUAAAUAACCUUCAUGUCCCUGUAAAUGGUCCGCUUGACCAGAAACACGGUACAUCCAGUUGGCCAGACACCAAGCCAAGUGUGGCUCUCUACUCACCUCCUUAUUCCUUAUUUUUUAUCCUCCUGCCAUCAGAUCCCCUUUGCAGUUCUUUGGGCCCCUGCAAGUGGAGAGUGCCUGCUUCAAGUGUCAAAGUUUGUUUGAGCAUCUGUAACAGUUUCUGGUGGGGGAGGAUGGAAUCCCAAGCUGACUUCCAAUGGACUGUGGGACAAGAUGCAUAAGCAAAGAGCCCACUGAACAAUUUGCGUUGUUUUUCUCAUCAUAACCAAGGGCAAGCCACUUAGGGAUCUGAGCUCCAACCCCUUGUACACAGUUCUGAUCCAAACAAACUUUAUGUAAGGGGAAAAGUGCAUUUGUGUAUACUUAUUUCCCAGAAAAGUUCCAAGACAGCUAUAUUGGGAACCCACAAUGGGUGGCAGCCAUUAGGGGAUGCAUAAAGAGAAGUCCACAGCAAAAAGUGUGGGGAGACUUGGAAAAUAAGAAAUCAGAACUGUUUGAAUUAAUGGCACAACAACAUCUAAGUAGCACAAGUCAUACUCUUAAAAGUCAUUCGGGUGACUGCCGCUUUUAUAAAGAAAUUUUCUCAUUUAAAGAUUAAAUAGAUCAAUUGCUAAGGGGAAUCUUGAAGCCAAAGAUGUAAAACUGGUGAGCAUGGAUCAAACACUUGAAAGAUUUUAGAGUGCUUCCCACCUAAAUCUAAGACUCAUGUGCUUAGAUGGUCAUGGAAUGGGUUAGAUUGACACUAGGACACCUGACAACCUCAAGAAAAAUUCUGUGCAACAAAGUACACUGUAAAAUACCACCAGAUCCCCAACCUCUUACAUAGUCAUCUGGUUCCCAAAGACCCAAGGCUUACCUAAGAAUCGAGAUCCUUGAGUUUCAGAAAAUCGAGCAAUCCACCUUCUGGCACACCUGCUUAUUUUGUCAUAGUAAUUGUGGUCCUGCAUGGAAGCAACCUAGAUGCCCAUCGGCAGAUGAAUGGAUAAGGAA
Messenger RNA from Odocoileus virginianus texanus, 3971 nucleotides. NCBI's taxonomy places the organism in Eukaryota, Metazoa, Chordata, Mammalia, Artiodactyla, Cervidae. The record is from RefSeq and is a predicted model, not a curated record.